AUGGUGGUGGCAUUCCUGCUGGGGCUCAGCUGGCUGUGCUCUCCCUCGGCAGCCCUGGUUCUUGACUCCAACAUCAUCAAGAGCUCUGCAGAGGUACAGGCCACAAGGAAGGGUUCGCAGUGCUCGAUAGACAAAGAUUGCAGCGUUAGACAAUUCUGCCUUAAACCCCGAGAUGAACCGGCAUUCUGUGCUACCUGUCGUGGGAUGAGGAGAAGAUGCCACCGUAAUUCCAUGUGCUGCCCAGGGACGGUCUGUGUCAAUGAUGUAUGUACACUGGCCGAAGAGACAAUCCCGCUUUUGGAGAGAAGGCUGGACGACCAAGACGGGCUGAUUUUAAAAGUGACAACUCAGCAUCCAAUACAAGAGAACAGACCUAAGAAAAAGUCAAAUCCCAACAAACCUCAAGGCAGCAAAGGGCAAGAAGGAGAAAGCUGCCUCCGCACUUUUGACUGUGGCCCCGGCCUGUGCUGCGCUCGCCAUUUCUGGACGAAAAUCUGUAAGCCAGUUCUCACGGAGGGGCAGGUCUGCUCUCGGAGGGGCCACAAAGACGUUCAAGGUCCAGAAAUCUUCCAGCGGUGUGACUGUGGCCCUGGUUUAUCUUGUCGAAAUCAGAGCACUGGGACGCCGCAUCAAACACGGUUGAGAGUCUGUCAAAAAAUCUAA
This is a messenger RNA of Tachyglossus aculeatus (Australian echidna), 663 nucleotides long. RefSeq names its product dickkopf WNT signaling pathway inhibitor 4 (gene DKK4). Gene Ontology annotation, cellular component: extracellular region. The coding region runs from base 1 to 663 and encodes 220 amino acids. Lineage: Eukaryota; Metazoa; Chordata; Mammalia; Monotremata; Tachyglossidae. Gene Ontology annotation, molecular function: receptor antagonist activity; co-receptor binding. The transcript has 4 exons. The record is from RefSeq and is a predicted model, not a curated record. Gene Ontology annotation, biological process: multicellular organism development; negative regulation of canonical Wnt signaling pathway.